Messenger RNA from Diachasmimorpha longicaudata, 1268 nucleotides. RefSeq names its product post-GPI attachment to proteins factor 2 (gene PGAP2). The transcript has 4 exons. Gene Ontology annotation, biological process: GPI anchor biosynthetic process. Gene Ontology annotation, cellular component: Golgi membrane; endoplasmic reticulum membrane. The record is from RefSeq and is a predicted model, not a curated record. Bases 365 to 1147 code for a protein of 260 amino acids. NCBI's taxonomy places the organism in Eukaryota, Metazoa, Arthropoda, Insecta, Hymenoptera, Braconidae.
ACAAAAACAGAGACUUGUUGGCAGUUGUUGGAGGUUAAUUUUUCAACACUCGACUAUUCAUUGUUGUGCAAUAAUUGUGAUUAGUAUUUUAAAAAAAAUCGAAUGUGCAUUUAUCAGAAGAAAAUGAAGUUCUAGUGACCGUGGCAUCGGGGUGAAUAUGAGUGAAUGGAGUGAGGGAAUUUUUAGCUCUACAAUUGAUAAUUUCGGUGUGAGUUGAUGCCCUGAGGGAAUAGGAAGUUUAUCAAAGAAUUUUAAUUAGUUAAUUAAUUAAUCUAUCGGGAAUAGUAUAUUUAUGGUGACCCGUUGAGGUUCUAGACGUGAAGGUCUCGGAUUUAACUAGUUUUUGGUAUUUUUUGACUGAAAAAUGAAUAAAAUCCGAGGGGAGUCUGAUCGCAUCCCUCUAAUUGGGGAAGAUCACAACACUAGUUAUCGGAUUAUUAUUCCCUUUUCGAAGUUGGCGUGGUUGACAGUCUCCUUACCAUUUUUUGCAUUUAUCUUUUGCAUACUGUGGUCUAUUAUUUACAAUUUCGAGCAUGCCACGUUUACACAUUGUCAGGUUUACAACUUCUUACCAUCCAUAUCAGCAGCCAUUGGUAACUAUGAACCCCAGAGGAAUGUCUGGAAGACAGCUAUUGCUAUACAGGCUGUCAACAGGUUCCUGGUAUUCAUUAUGUAUUAUUAUUACUAUAAAGAAGUUACUCAUAAGUGGGCUGAGGGGGUCAGCAGGGCUGCGUUGUUCGCUUACAGCCUCGAAAAUCUAUCACUGGUGACUUUGAGCUUCUGGACUUCCAAGGAGAAUUAUGCUUUCCAUAAACUCUCCUUCAUAACUUUUCUCAUAAUAUCCCUGAUCCACAUGGGAUUAUCAAUUUAUAUCGAGAAAAAUUGCAGACAUAUGUCGAGGGAUGCCAAUGAGCUGAGGUCAUAUGUUCUCAAGACGAGAGCAAUGACUCUCAAUAUAUUUUCCAUUCUUAUGGCGUGUUAUUUUUUCUGGAGGCACAAUGCAUAUUGUGAACCUUUCGUGUAUUCAAUGUUUGCUUUGUUCGAGUACAUGGUGGUGUUGACAAACAUGACUUUCCAUGUAACAGCAGCUUGGGACUUUGCCGGCAGAAGUCUAUUGUUUUCAACAAGGGGAGUGAGAAUAGUUUAAUUUGUUAAUAUUUGUAAAUAUGAAUAGGAACUGAAUGAGGAGUCAGUGGGUUUUUUACGUUCAGAAAUGGACCUGUGCCAGAGAUUUUAUCACCUUUUAAAUAUAUGGAAUUAUUUAAGAA